AUGAGGACUCAGUUGCCUUGCCUCCUCCUUCUCGCACUUCUUUCGGCCGUGAUCCUCCAGUCUCAAGCCCAGAAGGUUGAGCCGUAUCCUCCGCGGUCGGGUGAAUGGAUUCGGAUUAAGAAGGUGGGCGAAUACGACAUCCAGGACGUCGCUCGGUUCGCCGUGUCGGAGCACAACAAGCAGACGGGGGAGGACCUCCAGUACGUCCGGAUUUACAGGGGCUACAUCAACGGGCUGUUUUACAAGCUCUUCAUCCAGGCCACGGACAACGUCCAGGCCCGCAGGUACGAGGCGGUCGUGAGGGAUAGCGUCUGGAGCAAUCCCAAGGAGCUCAUCUACUUCAGGCGCUCGUCUUGA
Messenger RNA from Spirodela intermedia, 357 nucleotides. NCBI's taxonomy places the organism in Eukaryota, Viridiplantae, Streptophyta, Magnoliopsida, Alismatales, Araceae. The record is from the annotation of a GenBank genome assembly.